This is a messenger RNA of Solanum tuberosum (potato), 4102 nucleotides long. RefSeq names its product protein FAR1-RELATED SEQUENCE 12-like. The transcript is spliced from 2 exons. The coding region runs from base 143 to 2485 and encodes 780 amino acids. Lineage: Eukaryota; Viridiplantae; Streptophyta; Magnoliopsida; Solanales; Solanaceae. The record is from RefSeq and is a predicted model, not a curated record. Gene Ontology annotation, molecular function: zinc ion binding. Gene Ontology annotation, biological process: regulation of DNA-templated transcription.
AAAAAAAAAAGUACAUAGAAGACAAAAGUGAACCGAUUGCGACACAAUUUUUCAGAGGACAUAAACCCCCUCUCUCCAAAGUCCAAAUCUUUCCGCCGCCGCCGGCCGUCGACCGUGAAAUUGAUAUGCAAUAGAUAUUGAUAUGAGUAGAGAAGAGAUUGUUAAUACGAUGACUGUUAGAGCAAAACCAGCAGCAGGAUUAGCUAUAGCUACUAUAGUAAAGAAUAAUGGUCACCAUCGCGAUAUUGAUGAAGAAGGAGAGUCGAGGCUUGAACCAAAUGUUGGGUUAGAGUUCGAUUCAGCCGAAGAUGCACAAGAGUUUUACAAUCUCUAUGCUACGAAAAUUGGAUUUAGGAUUCGAAUUGGUCAGCUCUAUCGUUCCCGGAUUGAUGGGUCUGUUGUUUCCCGGAGAUUUGUUUGUUCCAAAGAGGGGUUUCAGACUACUUCAAGAACGGGAUGUCCAGCUUUCAUAAGAGUGCAAAGGCUUGAUUCUGGGAAAUGGGUACUUGCUAAUAUUAAGAAGGAACACAAUCAUGAGCUUGAACAUCCAGGUGAGAUUUGCCCAUCUCGAAUUCAAAGAAAAAUUGUUACCCCUACCCCUACCCCAACCCCGAAAUCGAAAUCAGCUUCUGUUUUAUCAACUAGGACUGGACUUAGAUCACUUGAUGAGGAUGGCCCAUCUGGGAUUCUCGAUUUUAAGCGUCUUAAAAGGGAGAAAAUUAAUGGAGAAACUAAAAGUGAACCGUAUAAGGGGUUGGAGUUUGUUUCUGCUGGUGAAGCGUAUGAGUUUUAUCAUACUCAUGCUGCGAAUACUGGGUUUAAAGUUAGGAUUGGUCAGCUGUUUCGUUCGAAGAAUGAUGGGUCGAUUACCUCGCGGAGAUUUGUUUGCUCUAAAGAAGGGCAUCAGCAUCCGUCGAGAGUAGGGUGUGGAGCGUUCAUGAGGAUACAGAGACAAGAAUCAGGAAGGUGGUUGGUUGAUCGUUUUCAAAAUGAACAUAACCAUGAACUUGGAGCUCCCAUUGAUGCUAGUGAGAGAGUGUCAUCAAAAGGAUUCAAAGAAGAAUUAAGCCAUGGGUUGGAGAAUAUGGAUUUAGUUGAAUCAAAUGGAGGGUUUAGCCUUGUUACAAGGUCCAGGGAGAGUAAAAUUGGAAGUGAUUGGUAUAAUGAGCUUUUUGACUAUUUUCAGGCUCGGCAGGCAGAAGAUAUGGGAUUUUUCUAUGCAGUGGAAAUGCAUAAGGGUAGAGCCAUGAGUGUAUUAUGGGCCGACUCUCGGUCUAGAUUCUCUUGCACUCAGUUUGGGGAUGCAAUUGUUUUCGACACAACCUAUAGAAGGGGUAGUUACUCAGUGCCACUUGCUUCGUUCAUUGGUGUUAAUCACCACAGGCAACCAGUACUUCUUGGCUGUGCCUUAAUUGCUGAAGAGUCUGAAGAGUCAUUUACUUGGUUGUUCCAAGCUUGGCUUCGGGCAAUGUCAGGGCGUCGUCCUAUCUCCAUAGUUGCUGAUCAAGACUGGGUCAUUCAACAUUCAAUUGCUCAAGUUUUCCCCGGAACACAUCAUCGGUUUUCUGCAUGGCAAGUUGUGGCUAAGGAGCAGGAAAACAUUGGUGCAUUGCUCUCGAUGAAUCCUGAAUUUAAGUAUGAAUAUGAAACUUGCAUUUUCCAGAGCCAGACAGCUAAUGAGUUUGAAGCAGCAUGGAAUGUGCUUAUUAACAAGUAUAAUAUGAGAGAGAACACAUGGUUAAAGGAUAUGUAUAGGAUGCGUAAGAGUUGGGUGCCAUUAUACAUUAAAGGCACAUUCUUUGCUGGCAUUCCAACGGACGGAAGCUUGAAGUCAUAUUUUGGCACAAUAUUGACAUCUCAAGCACCACUUAGUGAAUUUCUUAUACGGUACGAAAAAGCCCUUGAACAACGUCGUGAAGAGGAAAGAAAAGAGGAUUUUAACUCAUUCAAUUUGCAAGCAGUUCUGCACACAAAGGACCCUAUAGAGGACCAGUGUAGAAGGCUUUACACUAUUACUACGUUCAAAGUGUUCCAGAAAGAGCUUUUGGAGUGCUAUAGUUAUGUUGGAAUUAAGAUAAAUGUUGAAGGUGCCAUUAGUAGGUAUCUGGUGCAGAAGUGUGGGAAUGGAGAUGAGAGGAAUACAGUUGCCUUCAAUGCCUCCAAUAUUAACAUCAGUUGCAGUUGUAAAAUGUUUGAGUUUGAAGGUGUGCUGUGUAGACAUGCCUUGAAAGUUUUUCAGAUAAUGAACAUAAGGGAGCUUCCAUCUCGCUAUAUCCUACAUCGUUGGACAAAGGAUGCAAAAUAUGGUAUACUACGUGAUGUCGAUUCAGGGGGUGCUUCUCAAGAUCAUAAGGCAUUGAUGUCGUGGAGCUUAAGAGAAGAAGCAAAGAAUUACAUUGAGGCAGGAACAGCAUCUUUAGAAAGAUAUAAACUUGCGUUUGAGAUCAUGCAGGAGGGUAGAAGAAAUCUUUGUUGGCAAAACUAGGGAAGUACGGGGUUUAACAAACAUAGAUAAGAGAUCGAGGCUUUCAUCAAAAUUCUUAUUUGUAAGUUAAUUUUUGGACUCGACCAUUUCUGAGUAUGAGUUAGCCUCAAUGUCAUCAGAUAAUUUUCCAAAUAAUGUAGGGAUAAGGCACAAGUACCACCCCGAACUAUACCCGAAAUUCCAGCGACACACCUAAACUUAACUAAGGUCCUAUUACCCCCAACUAAUUUAAAAUGGAAUAAAUACACCAUAAAUGCUAACGUGGCAUAGAGAGUGUGCACACUCUUUUGAAGACAAUUGAAGAUUACAAAAAUAAUUUUAAAAGUAAUUAACAGGUACAAAUGUCAUUUUUUAAUUGGACAUUACUUAAUUAAUUAAGUCUAGUUAAAUAGACUCCUUCAUCUUCUAAAUAGAAGGAAUGUAUUAGAAUUGAUGUUGACUGCUUGCUAACCAUUGGUGUCUUCUCCGGCGUAGCAUUCAUACACUAUAAACCUUCCCACCCUUAUACAAAACAAUUCUUCACUCCAACUUUCUCGAAGACCCAACACUACCCCUCUUUUAUCUCUUCCUUUCUCCAAUGAAAAAUCCCAUUUUCAUGUUUGUCUCACAUGGCAUGUCUUCUUCCAGUCAUUUUCUGGCUUCUGCUAUGGUAACUCCUAAUUUUCGAUGCUUACUGAAGAAGCGUUUAAGAGAAUUGGGUUUUGGGAAGGAUUCUUUGAAUGUUAGUGAGAAUUAAUAUGAGUCUGAGGUUGAGGAUUAUGAAUCAGUAGCUGAGAAUGAGGAUGACCUUUCCGUUUCUCCGGUGUCUCUUCCGGUCGUAUUCUACGGCGUUUUCUCCGAUCAUCAUGCAUCAAUAGGAGUACAAAUCCUGGCAUGUCAACACGUAGUCUCACCAUUUUUACUUCCCUUUGAAAAAACAGAUCUCACCACAAGAAUGAUUCAAGUUGAGGUGGAAAAGAACCACAAAAACGAUUCAAGUGGCUGGUUGUGGAACUAAUGAACCAGCAAUGUCAGCAAUUAAUGAAAAGGGAUUUUAAUGGUAAAAAAAAAGAUUUAAUGCUUAAAAAGAAUGUGGCUUCCAUGAUGGAGGUCUCAAGUUCGAAACCCCUUGCCAGUGAAAGCAAGGGGUUUGCCUUUUGGGUCGAGCUCAUCGCAUCGGGCAUGCCUAGUGAGGGUUAUCUCUCCUGUGUGGUUUGUGAGCUAUUGCAUAAGCGGGGUUUUACCUUGUGCGCACCCAAAGGAUAGCGGCUGCGGGUUUCCCUUGUCAUAAAAAAAAGAGAAUGUGAUGCUUGCAAAUACACACAGAGGAAACUCAUUUGGUUAUUAUGCCACGUCAACAUCUAGGGUGACAUUUAUUUCAUUAUAAAAUAGUUUAGGGGUAAUAGGAUCCUUAAUUAAGUUUAGGUGUGUCGCUUGGAUUUCGAUUUUCGGGUAUAGUUUGAGGGGGUACUUGUGUCUUAUCUCAAUAAUGUAUGUACCGAAGCUGAUGUAAAUGCUUUUAUUAAGCGUAUCAAACAGCUACCAUUUAUACACAACUGCCUGAUAUUUUUCAUUGCCAGGUGACAUUUUGUUGCAGUUUUUUUCUCUGUUUUUUUCCCGAUUAAUGUUAAUUGUUGU